Colletotrichum orchidophilum is the source of this 126-nucleotide messenger RNA. RefSeq lists its product as uncharacterized. The record is from RefSeq and is a predicted model, not a curated record. Bases 1 to 126 code for a protein of 41 amino acids. Lineage: Eukaryota; Fungi; Ascomycota; Sordariomycetes; Glomerellales; Glomerellaceae. The transcript has a single exon.
AUGCCAAUUUCACCUUAUAACCUUAUCUGGUCUUCCACCACGACCCUCUUACCCGGCUCGUCAUCUCGCCGCACCAUACCGGCCCAGGUUCGCAUACUACGCAGCAAGACAGGCAUCAACAGAUGA